AAAUGCCCUUGAAAAAUCAGUGUAGACCACAUCACAUUGCUUCUUACUAUUCAAGGCCUUGUAUGCUGUAGAAAGAAGCAAUUCAAGGUUGGUCUGACAUGAUCUUCCCGGGAUGAACCCGUGCUGAACCGGAGUAAUAACUGAACUUAAAUGAUUGUAAACCGCAUCAUGAACAAUUCGUUCAAAUAAUUUUGAUAAAGUAGGCAGCAGAGAUUCUGGAUGGUAAUUUUCCAUUGACUUUUUCGAGCCAAUUUUAUGGAUAGGUAAGACAUUACCAAAUUUCCAAGUAGCUGGAAAUAUUCCAGAGUUGAUGGACAGCUGAAAAAUUUUGGAAAGUGGAUACGAGAGUGGAGAUGCGGCUGCUUUAAGAACAGUAUUACUGAUUUGAUCAUUGACAAUGGCUUUAUAAAUAUUAAUAUUGCCAAGUGCUAUUUCAACAGAAUGCUGAUCUAUCACCAUUGUUGACAUAUUGUCAAUUACAUAGUCUGGAAUAUCUGGGCAUUCCUGCAUCUCAUGCAAAGAUGGAUCGUGAAUGAAUGAAAAAAAGUAUUAAAUUUAAAGUAGCUUUAUCAGAAAAAGAUUCAACAGAAACAUUACCCUGCGACAUAACUGAAGGAAAUUCACUUGACUUAUGUUUACAUUUUAACCAACUCCAAAAUCUCUUUUUAUUUGAACCAAUUUGUUCUGCCAGUGAUUUAAGAGCAUCAUCGCAGAUUCUGUUGAGGCGGUGAAACGACGAAGAACUUCAAUGGACACAUUUGGCAGACGGUAGAACAAACCAAUUAGUAGGCUUCUUCGACGCGUUGAUAUUAGACAUGACGAAUGAAAUUGCAUCUCUAAGAGACAUGGUAAACCAGCAGAAGGAUCUGAUUACAGACAUGAAAUUAACAAUGCGGGGUAUACUAGCUCAACCAUCGUGUAAAUGUACAUCUAGAUGUAACAUACAAACACCAGAAACCAAAAGUGAGUCAGCAAUGCCACAGAACCUGCCACCAAAAACAGCAAGGAACAAGCAACACAAUAGGCCUACUAGCAACCGAGGCAAUGAAUCAACUCAAACACAAAGAAAUCAAAAUCGAGUGGACAAGAACACUUUGAUCAUCGGAGACUUGAUUAUUAGAGAUAUAAAGGACAGAGGUUUGAAAAAUACUGAGGUCAAGUGUAUUAGAGGACGUAUUAAUCAUAUUAAAGAUAGCAUAGUAGCUGAGGUCAGUUGUUCAUCUUUUGAAACUGUAGUUUUGCAUGUAGGCACAAACAACUGCCAUUCAGAUGAGAGCUUCUCAAAUAGCAUACAUCAAUAUGAAGAUCUAGUCAGUCAUAUUAAAACAGAGUCGCCGACAACAGAUAUCAUUAUCUCCACUGUGUGCCCACGAGUUGAUGACCAACGAAGUCAAAACCGAGUGAAUGCCCUUAACAAUGGACUAAAACAAAUCGCUAAAACGCACCAAUGUAAAGUCAUUGACAAUGACGAAACAUUUCUUCUGAGAAAUGGUUCAGUCGUACAAUCCAACUUGAACAGAGGAGGGCUACAUCUAUCAUGGACAGGGACACGACUGCUCUUAAGAAAUAUCGAAUCCGUACAUCAGGUCCUGAAAAACCCACUAAGAAACGGAACGACUACCGGCUACAAAACAAGAUCUGACGGAAGAAAGACAGUACAAUGCAAUGAAAGACAAACAUAGGAUCCGGCACACAGCAGCACAGAUCAAUCCUACCUCACGUAUAAUAGAUAUUAUUUAUUAAGAGAUGAAUUAGAGCGCAAUAAUAAUGAUAAUAAUAAUGGACACAAAACUAAUAUGCCAGCACAUUCUAACCACAAACAAGGUACAGGUAAACGACGACACAGAAGAGGUGGAAAAGGUAAAAGAAUUUCAAACAACAACUCUGUAAAUAUAAAUAUUGCUUUUAAUAAUGUUAAUUGGCUUCGGCCAAAAUUGUUUGAAGUAUCCCAAUUUUUGUGUAACAAUAAAAUCGAUAUAUUUGGGGUAGCUGAGACAUGUCUUAAUAAUGAUUUAGGUAUUUUAAUAAAAGGAUAUAGAUGGAUUGGUAAAAAUAAAAAAUUUAAAGGAGGGGGUGGUAUUGGUUUUUUUUGUAUCAAACAGUAUUGUUAUUACGGAGGAAAACUUAUUUAACUCAAGUUUAGAUGAUUUUGAACGUAUAUGGAUCAAGGUUGAAAUUAACAAAAAAACUCCUUUUUUCAUAGCAGUUGCCUAUUUCCCUGUUGAAGGUAGUAAUGUUGAAAAAACAGAAGAGUUGUACAAUCAAUUAAUUUCUGAGAUCAUUAAUAUUGAAAAUAUGUUCGAUGGUAAAGAUGAACCUAAUAUAGUAAUUUUAGGAGAUUUUAAUGCAAGAAUUGGGAAUAACAUAAUUAAUGGAGAUCCUGUUCUCAAUACGAAUGGUGAAAGAUUGUUAGAAUUUAAGAAUGACGCUAAUCUUUCAAUUUUAAAUAGCACUAUUUUUUGUAAGGGUAAAAUGAGAUGGGAUGAGGUAAACAGCUUAGCACAAUUGAUUAUAUUUUGUCAUCUAAAAGCAUGUUUAAUUAUAUUUUAGAAAUGAUUGUAGAUGAAUUAGGAAAAUACGGCUUGGGCAGCGAUCAUAAUAUGUUGUUGCUUACACUAAAUAUAAAAGAUUCUCGAUAUAAAACUAAACGAAAAUGUAAAAAAUCAAUCUGGAAUAUUAGACAUGGGGAAGAUUUUACUGUGUAUAGAGCUUAUUUAGAGAACAAUUUUAAAGAUUGGGAUGUAAGUGUUUUUAACAAUGUCGAUGAUUUGUGGAAAUCAUGGAAAAGUAGAGUUAUCAAAUCUGCUGAAGAAAGCAUCUGUUAAAAAACAAUUACAGGAAAAAAUAGACCGUGGUUUGACAAAGAAGCAGCUAUAGCAAUUGAAAAUAAGAAAAAAGCAGCACAGAUACAUAGAAAAUAUUAAAAGAAACGAUAGAAACGAGGCCACCAGUGAAUUUCUUUGGCAGAAUUACCAAUGUCAGAAAAGAUUAAUUGCCAAAAACUUAAUUAAAAAAAAGAUCUUGGAGAUGAGGGUAAUUAAAUCAAUUGUUAUUGCAAACAAAGGAGGUCCAGGUUGUAAAGAAUUUUGGCAGUCACUUAGAGGGUCAAAGUUCAAUCAAUCUAACACAAAUUGCUUUAAGAUUCCGGGGUCAGAAAAUAUAGUAACAGGGGUUGAAGAAAAGAAUGACACAUUAAAAAAUUAUUGGGAAUCAUUAAGUAAAUCUAAACCUAACUCUUCUAACAGUAACAUGCAAAAAACUACACAAUUUAUUAAUAAUAUUAGAAACAUUGAUCGGGAUGAUGGCGACCCAAAUUGUAUAUACGAUAUAGAGAUUUACAUUGACAUUGUUAAAUAUGCACUAAGGCUUGCAAAGAACGGUAAAUCACCAGGUGAAGAUAGUAUUACCAAUGAACUGUUAAAAAAUGGUGGUUUUAUUAUGGAAUGCUCUUUGAAAUUUAUUUUAAAAAAUCAUAUCUUUCGAAAAACAACCAACUGAUUGGAAAUUAAGUAUUAUCAUUCCUAUAUUUAAGCAAGGUGAUAAGAAAGUUUUAAAUAAUUAUCGUGGUAUUUCCCUUACAUCUUGUGUAUCUAAAAUAUACAACAGAAUUAUAGCAAUGAAUGUGUCAAGUUAUCUUGAAAACAAUAAUGCUCUUUCGGAGGUUCAGGGAGGCUUCAGAAAAAACAGACAAUGUGAAGAUCAUGUAUUUGUUGUAAAAAGCAUAGCUGCUUGGAGACGCAAAGAAGGGAAAAAUACAUAUCUGGCCUUCCUGGACUUCCGGAAGGCAUUUGACACUGUAUGGAGAGACGGUCUGCUGAAGGCCGUCUGGAAUGUAGGAAUUAGAGGACGCUUAUGGAAAAUAAUAGAUAAUAUGUAUGCUAACAUAAAAGGCAUGGUUAAAUUUGGAGAUUGUAUAACAGACGAAUAUCCCAUUGAACAGGGCGUUAGACAAGGUUGCGUUUUAUCUCCAAUUUUAUUUUGUAUAUUCAUUAACAAAUUCACAAAAAUUCUAAGAACAAAUGAUAUUGGUGUUCAUAUCAAUGACACAUGGCUCGGGGCCUUAUUCUGGGCCGAUGAUGUAAUUUUAAUUGCCGAAAAUGAGCGACAGUUGACAGAUGUUAGAUUUAGCAGCCAAAUUUGCCAAAGAUUGGAACUUAAAUUUUAAUCAUACCAAGUCUAACAUACUUGUCGUGGGAAAGAGGAUAGAGAGAAACAAGUUGUGGAAAUUAGGAAACCAAUCAAUAACUGAAUGUGAAACUUACAAGUAUCUUGGGGUCACGAUAUCAAGACUCAUGAACGACCAUAAACAUAUUGAACAUGUAGUACAGAAAUGUAACUGCCUUAUUGAAUAUAUAAAAUCAAUCAUCGGUAAUUUAAAUAGCUUCAAUAGAGUAUACUACGGAGAUAUUCUAUGGCGAACGAUUGCUCUUCCAUCGAUAAAUUAUGGUAGCUCUGUAUGAGUUGGAAAUAAAAGUGACACCGAUAGAAUUGAAAAGUUACAACUACAAAUGGCUCAAUUCAUUUUAAAGGGCCCCCGUAAUACACCUUGCGCUACACUGUACGGUAAUCUUGGGUGGUCCAAAAUUUCUCUAAUUCAAAAUAUCUAUAGAAUUAAUUUCACCGAUAGAAUUUUAAAAAUGGAAGACAAUCGUUGGACUAAAUUAUUAUACAAAACUAUUGUAAAUACAUCAUCAGAUAAUCUUAAUGAUAUUGCCUUUAAAAUACCUACCUGUAUAAAAAACAUUCUCAACGACUGUAAUAUAGAUAAUAUUUUCUUAGAAUUACAAGAUGAAGAUAAUAAUGUGAGCACAGAUUGGGCUUUUAAAGCAAAAAGUAUCAUGAGAGAUUUGUCACUCUCCCAUUGGCUUGAUGAUGGAAAUAGUAAGUCAUCAAUACAAGACUAUAUGGCUAUUAAGAACGUACCCAACUUAGAAGGCUACCUUCUCGACAAAUGUGACUUUGAGGGUGCAUCAUUAAAAUUUAAAUUGCGUUCGAACACUCUUCCUCUGAAUUACAAACUUGCAAAACUCUCAAAUAUGCCCUGUAAAAAUUGCAAUUGCAAACUAUGUAAUACAGGUGAGGUGGAAGAUUUAAUUCACUUUCUUUUAAUUUGUCCUAUUCUUAAUAAUAUCAGAGAAAUCGAAAUUGCCAGAUUUAAACAACAACUUUAUAGUAACAAUCUUCUACUUGUUUUCCAAGAAUUCGAACAGUCUAAUAAUAGAAAUAAAUUACAUUUUAUCCUCGGAAAUGAAAAUAACCACUUUUAUGAUAAGAAUAUCAAUUUCUUAAUUGACAAAUUUUGCAAAUCUUUAGCCAAAAGUCUGUGGAUAAGGAGAUGUGACUUAUUUAAAUUUUGUAGCUUAAGUUUUAUUUGUGCUGUUGUGUAAUUACAGUAUUAUAUUUGAUUUUUUAAGCAUUAAGCUUGUGUAAUAAUUCCUGUGCGUGCAUACUCAUACUGUAUGUAAGCAUAAACGCUUUCUUUUAAUUCUAAUUUAAUUUAAUUUAAAUUUUGUUUUUAUAUUCUUAAAUGUUCAAAUUAUUUCAUUUGGUUUCUAUUUAUGUACUGUAUACUGACUGAAAAUUCGUUCAAAGUGUAACCAGGCCGUUGGCUUGCUCUGCUGCAUUCUCUCGGACCGAUGACGUCGGACCUUCGUCGGGUGGUGGGGCUGUUUGGGUGCUGGUGGUCUUCCCUCAAACAACAUCCAACAACUGGGAGGACGGCUAGCAUUCGGCUGGCUGCGUUACCUGGCGGGGGCCCGGUGGCGUCGGCUCGGGGCGUUGCGGGGUGGGUUAGCAUCAUGGUUUGCUUUGCACGACUUUUCAAACCAGUCAUUCUUGUUUUGUUUGUAGUUUAUUUUAAGUGUUUAAUUUGAUUGGUGGGUGGGCAAUAAUGUUAUUUGAGUUAUCUGUAAAUCUCUCAUAAUUAAGAAUUUAUUUUUUUAUUUCUGUUGCUUUGUUCUUUUCUGGAUGCACCGUUAGAAUUUGUCUAACGUGUGCCACUGUUAUAA
Molecule: messenger RNA, 6008 nt
Organism: Anneissia japonica
Lineage: Eukaryota; Metazoa; Echinodermata; Crinoidea; Comatulida; Comatulidae
Exons: 2
Coding region: 816-1682 (288 amino acids)
Source: RefSeq, a predicted model, not a curated record